Saccharomyces cerevisiae S288C is the source of this 2787-nucleotide messenger RNA. It is a transcript of the gene NNK1, whose product is annotated as protein kinase NNK1. The transcript has a single exon. Gene Ontology annotation, molecular function: protein serine kinase activity; ATP binding; protein serine/threonine kinase activity. Lineage: Eukaryota; Fungi; Ascomycota; Saccharomycetes; Saccharomycetales; Saccharomycetaceae. The coding region runs from base 1 to 2787 and encodes 928 amino acids. The record is from RefSeq and is marked reviewed. Gene Ontology annotation, cellular component: cytoplasm.
AUGUUUACGUCGCAGCGACAGCUUCGACAAAAUGGGAGUCCGAUGUCAUCAUCACGUUCAUCACAACAUUCCUCUGGUACAGCGUCGCCGAUAUCAGACUCUCCAGCAUCGAAUCGCAGCUAUGGAAGAGAUCUACGAGGCUUAAUGGGAAUUGAUAUACCUGCUAACGAACCAGCUUUUAACAGGGCCAAUAGCAGUGAUACAAUCUAUUUCAGGCCUAAGAAGAUUUACAAAAUGGAACAUGAGCACCCAUCACGAUCUACUUUAGUACAACUGCAGACAAGAUCGCAGCCGGACGAUGUCGCAAGUAGUCAAGUAAACCCUGAAGGCGGAACCGACGAUCUAGAGCUGGGCGAUCCGUGUGGCAAUCAAUCUUUAUACACUAUAGGGGCGGAGUACGUUCCAGAUUUAGACUUUACAAAGCUAGUGAAUGAGUGGCAAAAGUCCACCGAGGAUUUGUAUGAGUUCAGAAGCAGUGCCACUCCGCAGGUACAAAUCAAAGACAGUGGAAAGGGAAACUACGAACUUUGGAGCUCACCGGAUGCAAUAUUGACUCAAAACAAACUUCGAAGAGAUAGUUUUUCGCAAGAGAACAGUGAUUCGUUAAGUCCAGAAGAUUCUAUUUUAUCAAGAAAUUUGCAUUCUAAGGUCAAACCCAUCCCUCUGCCCAGAAACAGCCAGCAAAUAUUUACACCCCUGUCCAACUUAGAAGCGGAAAGGAGAUCCUCAUAUACAACUAGUAGCAACAACAAUAGCAUAACACAGAAUAAUAAAUUCUCUUUUGCGAAGUUAAAGUAUUCACUUCCAACUCAAAGUUCUGCAGUUCCUGCGUCGUUCGAUUCAAAUGCUUCGUCACUAAAUUUUCUUCCGACUACUACAUUAUCGACCUUAUCAGAGCUACAAAUAAGCCCCAACGAUAUGAUGGAUUUGAUUCAGAAGCUUCCCAGAAAUUUUUUGAACUUGCCGUAUACUCAAAGGAAAAAGGUGAUUAUCGAGCAUGCACCAUCUCAUGACUACAAGGCCAUGAUGUCCCUAGUUAAGAAGUUUAUGUUAACAUCUUCUAGAAGUAACUUUUCUCUCGCUGGGUUUGCCAAUAAUGCUUCAGUUUCGCAGGCCACGGCUAAUGAUGAUAACAUCAAUAGUAGGAACACGCCCAAUAAUAGCAAUGACACCUACGUAAAUACGCGUCCACUUCAAAGAUCUAGGCACGGUUCCAUUGCAUCCCAAUUUUUAAGUUCUUUUUCACCUUCGAUGACGUCAAUAGCUAAAAUGAAUUCGAACCCAUUGAGUGGAAGCGCAGGUGGCAGUGCGAGACCAGACGAUAAGGGUAUGGAAAUACUAGGUCAUCGGUUGGGUAAAAUCAUAGGUUUCGGCGCAUGGGGGAUCAUACGGGAAUGCUUUGAUAUUGAAACUGGUGUUGGUAGAGUGAUAAAAAUUGUGAAGUUCAAAGGACACCAAAAUAUCAAGAAACAUGUGCUGAGAGAAGUAGCCAUAUGGAGGACUUUGAAGCAUAACAGAAUACUCCCCCUUUUAGAUUGGAAGCUUGAUGACAACUAUGCAAUGUAUUGUUUAACGGAAAGAAUUAACGAUGGUACCUUAUACGACUUGGUAAUAUCUUGGGACGAAUUCAAACGUUCGAAGAUACCAUUUGCAGAGAGAUGCAGAUUGACCAUUUUUUUAAGCUUACAACUAUUAUCUGCAUUAAAGUACAUGCAUUCCAAAACGAUUGUUCAUGGUGACAUCAAAUUAGAAAACUGUCUGUUACAAAAAGAAGGUAAAAAAUCGGAUUGGAAGGUUUUCCUAUGCGAUUUUGGAAUGAGUUGCCACUUCGAUGAGAAGCAUGUUUAUCGUAACGAUACUUUUGAUGAAAACUUGAGUAGUGGCAACAGCCAUAGAAAGAGAAAAAGUAUUGAACAAACUAAUUUGAUAAAGUAUCCCACAACCAAUUUUUUACCUGACGACCGAACUAAUGAUUUUGACGCUAGUGAAAACUUAAAAUACCAAUUUGAAAAUCGAAAGCAUCAACCGUUUACACCAAAAGGAAUGGUUAGCUCCAGUUCACAUUCAUUAAAGCAUCUCAAUCAACCAUCCUCUUCUUCUUCUUCUAAUCUAUUUCACAAGCCAGCCUCUCAACCUCAACCACAGCAUCGGAGUCCCUUUCAUGGGAGGCACAAGACAACCGAUUUUUCAAACCUGGAACCCGAACCUUCUAAAUAUAUCGGAUCUCUGCCUUACGCUUCGCCAGAACUUCUAAGAUACUCAGAUGCAAGACGUUCAAAAUCAGUUGAAAUGCAUAUUUAUGAUUCACCAGACUCCUCUCAAUCGGAAAUUAGCGCAGCAUCAUCAUCUUCCUCUAAUUUAUCUUCUCUAUCAUCCUCUACAAAGGCGUCCGCAGUCACGAAUUCCGGUGUAACUACAAGUUCACCGUCUGGUUCAUCGACUGAUUUUCCAUGUAUUGUUUCUCCUUUAGGACCAGCAUCCGAUAUUUGGGCCUUGGGAGUAAUGCUAUAUACAAUGUUAGUAGGAAAAUUACCCUUUAAUCAUGAGUUCGAACCUAGGUUACGCUCUCUGAUUAAAGUAGGCGAAUUUGACCGAUUUUCUUUAGCUCAGGUCUGUAAAUUUGACAGGAAAAAAAAUGAAGGAACGAUUGGUCAAGGCUUGUAUGACACAGUCAUUGGAUGUUUGACGAUUGACUUGGAUAAGAGGUGGAAAUUGAAAAGGAUUGAAGAAGUCCUUCAAAACGAAAUGAACCUAAGCGAGGCCAUUCACGAUAAUAAUGGCUCAUGA